GCUAGAAUCUUUGAUUAUCCUCGUGCCACUUCACAUAUCAUUACUCACAUAAACGCAUGGUUUUCGUGUGUUCGGUUCAAGGGCACGCUUCAAGGCUUAUAACUCGAAGAUGGACUCCCGACUUUCGACAUGCCAACUCGAUGGUGAAGAUCGGCAAGAGAUCAAACCGAGGAUGGUGGUGGGAUCACUUCGUGGAGCACCCAGGUUAUGCGCGCAGAGAAGGAGGUAUGCUUCAUCAAACUGAUUCUUUCAAGUUCAGAAGACAUUGCUAACAGUCCCCAGGGUGUUUCAGUCGAUCCAAUUGAUAUAUGGACAGGACUGUCACAUCCCGGUUCAGCACGUCGGCCACUUCAUACUAUUGCCCAACGUCUUCUCUCGAUUUGCCCGAAUUCCGCCUCUUGUAAACGCCUGUUUAGCAUGUUUGGCGCAAUCCUCACAAAAUGGCGCAAUCGGCUCUCAACUGAGACACUCACCCUUCUGGCAGAACUCAAGAUGUAUGUUCACGAAGAGCAUGUACGCAAUGACGUAGUCAAGAAGCGGCUUCAACGCCGGUACUGUGACACCGAGGCCACUGACAAAGCAGAGCCUACUCAAGUAGUUCAUGCAGUUGGUGACGAUCUAUCAGGAGAAAGCAGCGAACGGGAGCCACGCAGCCUCGCUUUCGAGAGGCGAGGGAUAAGUGAUGUUGCAGCAGACCUUAUCCGAGCUGUUCAGGAGGAGGAGAUUUCCGCCACAGAAUCAAUGCACUCAGUCCCCGUUGGUGCUGCCAGUGCCAGUGGUUCAUUCUCCCGCAUUGCUAUCAAUGACUUACUCGACUAUUCUUGUGCGGAGGAAUGGUUGGGAUCUUUUUAUAAAGUCGCUAUUCGAGGUUUAGAUGCUGAGCUUGAGUUGUGCGAGCUUCUUGACUUAGAUGCAGAGGGAAUUGAUGAUCCAGACUUUCCUCAAGUUGAUGAUGUUCUUGACGAGUAGAUUCAGAAAAUGAGCAGUGCUACCAGAUGUUAUAGUAGUAGUAGUAGUCGAGUACUAUCCAUUCUGCGAUCGUUGACGCACCGUGUACUGCGGCACUUUGAACAUUCACUCCUGCUUCGUCGUCCAAUCAGACAUGAUUAUCUAAUAUCCAAGCAGGACAUCUGGCACUGCACGAGUUGA
Molecule: messenger RNA, 1149 nt
Organism: Suillus discolor
Lineage: Eukaryota; Fungi; Basidiomycota; Agaricomycetes; Boletales; Suillaceae
Exons: 1
Coding region: 208-969 (253 amino acids)
Source: RefSeq, a predicted model, not a curated record